GCCAGUGUCACAAUUUUGCUUUCCUCGUGGACAAAUUUGUUCUUUAAAAAAUUCCUUUCUUUAAAUUGAGUGUUUUUAUAACAAAAUAUGGAUGAAAAUGAAGAUGAUAUGUCAGAAAGUAAUGAAGAUUCAAAUGUGGGAAGUAAUGAAAAACCCAUGCACUUAUGCUUGGGUGCUUUUACUGAUAGACAGAUACCUACCAUCAGAGGCCCUUUUUCUGCAGCUUCAACCAAAAGGAAAAUAAAAAAGAUGCGGGAUUUGGCUGAAGAACUCAGCAUUCAUGCGAAAGUUCAAACCAUCUUAUGCUAUGUAGCACCGAACAAAAAAAUUCCAACCAGAUUUUUAGAAUCUUUUGGAGAACAUGCUGAUGGGUUCUUGUAUUCCACAAAGCUGUGAGAAAAAGUUUACUCGACAUUAGAUACAGCUACUAAAACAUGGAUUGGACCUUAUUCUGGGAAAAAACCUGAAAAGAAACAUGUUACUAAGAAAACCAUGGAUUCAGUCAUUGAUGAAAAUGACAAAAAUACAACAGAAAUUGCAAGAAAUGAAGUUGCAAUUGCUGUAAAAAAGGCAGCUACAGUGAAAAGGCUGAAAUUGCUGGAAGAACAGAGAAAAAAGAAGAAUGAGAAGUUAGCAUCUGUGAAACCCAAAAAGCCGGUGAACAAAAAAUCAAAUCCAAUUCAAGGUCCAGUUACUUGUUCUCCCCCUCCAAAUUUGAUUGCGAAAAGCUCUGCAUGUUUACCAUCAGCACCAAAUAAUGUCACAUCAUCCCAGUCUUACACCCCACAGAAAAUUUGUUCGUCCAAUCUUUCAGUCAGUUUAGUAAAGGACCGAAUCAAUGAAGAUCCCAUUCACGGACAAGAUUCAAUUUGUGAAACGCCUAUUACUAAAAUCACAACUUCCGAAGAAAUUUCCCUUGUCUCCAUAGUAACUGACGAUGAAAAUUUGGCAAACGAUAACCCACUAUCUUUGUUAGAAAACCCUCUAGACAUAUUUGAAUUUUCUGAGGAUGAAGCAAUGGCACUUGACUCUCUAAGUCAACCGAAAAUUGUUUCCCCAGUGAGAUCUACGAAUUCCCUCGUGCCUUCUUUAAAGGCAAAUACGCACUCAAAUAUCAACUGUGAUAUUUCUACCAAAUUUUCAUUUCCUGCUAAGAGUUUACUCAAGUCAGUUGAGAAAACGAAGGAUUCGCCUAGCGAGACACGUCGUACCAAACAGAAACCAACUUGCCAAUCAGAAAGUUCGGAAGGUAUUAAUGGAGGUUUACCUUUAGAGAAAUCUAGAUCUAAAAAUAAAGCAUUUUCUGCUGUUGCCGCUGCUAGAAAGCGCAAAUACCCUGAAAAUGGGGAAAAUACCAAUCAAUCUCUUACUACCAGCUGUGCCAUACUCUCUCAUUGUACAUCAGAAAAAGAAACGGAAACUGUUCAAAGUGCACCUGUAAAGAAAAAAAUUAAACAUACCAGUUGUUCCAUACUUUCAUACUUAUGUACACCAGAAAAAGGAAGGAAAACAUCUGUUAAUGCACCUUUAAAGAAAAACCAACUACCCAGAGAUGACAGCUGCUCUCCUCCAUCAAGUACACAGAAAAAGUGAAUAUUUGUGUCGGAUGAAUAUUGUCGUCAUUGCGCAACGUGUUUUUUAAAUUAAUGUAUUGUAAUCUUGAAACGAAAUAAAAUCUUUGUGUCAUUUA
This is a messenger RNA of Daphnia pulicaria, 1690 nucleotides long. RefSeq lists its product as uncharacterized. The coding region runs from base 493 to 1593 and encodes 366 amino acids. The transcript is spliced from 4 exons. The record is from RefSeq and is a predicted model, not a curated record. Lineage: Eukaryota; Metazoa; Arthropoda; Branchiopoda; Diplostraca; Daphniidae.